Molecule: messenger RNA, 1645 nt
Organism: Danio aesculapii
Lineage: Eukaryota; Metazoa; Chordata; Actinopteri; Cypriniformes; Danionidae
Exons: 7
Coding region: 77-1534 (485 amino acids)
Biological process (GO): DNA integration
Source: RefSeq, a predicted model, not a curated record
UGUAUAUCAAGAUACAGUGUAUAACAGUUAGAUGUCAAUAUAAAUAGAUAUUGCCUAAUUGCCUUCUUUUCUUUUAAUGCUACUUGGUCAGGACCGAAGACAAAGGUCACUUUUCCAGCAACAAGUGCAAGAAGACAUUUUACAGCGUAUGCGGACAAAAUUUUACUUGAUUUCUCGGAAUGAAACUUUCGACUUUGAGUACCUCCUGGAUACUGCUAAACAGCAACUGGAUUUGGCCAUUACGGCAUCAAAUCAUCUCAACAUCCCAGAAGCUUUAAUUACAGGUCUACAGGAGCUAAUAAACAUAAUUAAUGUAAAUGUAAGUUCUGAAGAAAAUUCAACAACUGCAUCUGAUAUUGUAACCUGCACUUGGGGAAAUGUGGGGCGCCCCCAUUUGGAUAUCAGAAGAGAGGACCUUGAGGAACUCCUUCAUACUGCCCUCCCUGUAGAGCAUCUUUCUCGGAUUUGUGGCGUUUCCAGAAGAACAAUGAACAGAAGAUUGAAGGAACAUGCCCUGUCUGUCAGAGACUGCUAUUCCAACAUAUCAGAUGAAGAACUUGAUCAUGUUGUGAGAUCAAUAAAAAUAAGAAUGCCACAUGCUGGCUACAGACUAAUGAAAGGGAAGCUUUUGGCUAGAGGGCACCGGAUACAGUGGAACAGAAUGAAGGCAUCUAUGCAACGGGUGGAUGGAGCUGGAAUUUUGGCCAGAAUGGUUCAGCUUGGUUUUAUAGAUCGCAGAAGUUACUCUGUCCCUGCACCAUUGUCACUAGUUCAUGUGGACACCAACCAUAAGCUAAUCACAUUCAAUAUUGUGAUAUUUGGUGGCAUUGAUGGUUUCUCAAGAAAGAUCCUAUACCUUGAUGCUGCUGAAAACAACAAGGCAUCAACUGCUUUCUUAUUCUUCCUGGAGGGUGUUCACAAACAUGGGUGGCCUUCAAGAGUACGUGGUGACCAGGGAGUUAAAAUUGUGGACAUUGCGCGUUGCAUGUUCUCAGUACGAGGAACUGGUCGAGGUAGCUUUAUUGCCGGAAAAAGUGUUCACAAUCAAAGAAUUGAGCGCCUGUGGUGUGAUGUUUGGUCAGCGGUCACUUCAAAAUAUUAUGAAAUCCUGCAUGCAAUGGUAGAAGAUGGAGUGCUUGAUUUAUCAAAUGAAUUACACCUCUUUUGUGUGCACUACACAAUUCUUCCACGGCUGAAAUGUGACCUGAAGUGCUUCAUUGGGAGCUGGAACAACCAUCCUAUCAGAACCGAAAGAAAUCUUUCACCAAAUCAGCUUUGGUACAUAGGAAAGUUGCAGACACCAGUGACUGAGCCAGAUGUAGAGACAUUGGAGCAUUUGUGUCAACAGCAAACUGAUACUGACCCAGAAGAUGGUGUGGUGGUUCCAGAGAUCCAAUGCCCUUUAUCUGAACAGAGCCUUGCUCUUCUGCAGGGAUUAAUUGAUCCCUUGACAUCAUCUUUGAAUAACCAAGAGCUCUAUGUCCAGUCACUUGAUAUUAUUCAAAGACUGCUUUAUUUAACAAUUCACUUUUAACAAGGAAAACAUACCAAAACACAUGUAGCUCCAUCAGAAAUUGAAUUUACAAGAAUACACAUGUAAUGUUUAUGUAAAACUUACGUCAUAACAAUGUUUUGAAAUCUUAUA